AUGACAGAACUCAUCCGAGACACGGCUUUUGGCCAUCUGCUACGCUUCGUCUCGAGAGGGAAACUAUUACAGGUGAGAGGCAACUGAAACUACCGUUUAUUGAACCAAUUCUAAUAUCGCAUACAGUUCGAGGAGGAGAGAGAUCCUUCGUUGUACACUCGCUUCAUCGAUGAGAAGAAAUCCGGCUACCUUGCGCAUCAUGGUGAUACCAAUCCACCUGAGGAUGGGAACGAACCAGAAACUCUAGGUGGUGUCAGGACGAGAGAAGACCAGUAUGCACUCGAGACACCACCAAGACAAUCGCAAGCACACCGCUCUUCCUCCGAACAGACGCGAGUUGACGAUGGAAACUCCAACAUCAAUCACGUUUCCGGCGUCAAGGUCGAUCCAGAAAAGGGCAGAGACAGACAUCUGGUGUCAUGGUGGGGGGAGAACGAUGCAGAGAACCCGCAGAACUGGUCUACCAUGAAGAAGACCUUCGUCACAUUCGAGAUCUGUCUCUUGACUACCUCCGUGUACAUUGGCAGCUCCAUCUAUUCGGCCGGCGAAGAGAGCGUCAUGGCGACAUUUGGCGUGAGCCAAGUCGCCGCCACGCUCGGUCUGUGUCUCUUCGUCGCUGGUUAUGGACUUGGACCGAUGAUUUGGUCGCCCAUGUCCGAGAUUCCUCAGAUUGGCCGCAACCCCAUAUAUCUCGGAACCCUAUGCGUCUUUGUCGCAUUCCAGGCACCGACUGCGCUUGCUUCCAACUUCGGAAUGCUUUUGGCCUUUCGAUUCCUGACGGGUUUCUUUGGCUCUCCUGUGCUGGCUACGGGAGGUGCUUCGUUGGCGGAUAUCUGGAGCCCCAAGAAGCGAGCGUAUGCCAUGUCUAUCUGGGGUGUUGCUGCAGUUUCCGGUCCAACAUUGGGACCUUUAAUCGGAGGAUUCGCCGUCCAGUAUGGUGGAACGAACAACACGAUUACUGCGCCCUGGGCUUGGCCGAUCUGGGAACUCAUGUGGUUGUCCGCUUUCUGCCUGGUGUUCCUCUUUUUCUUGCUGCCCGAGACCAGCGCCAAUAACAUCCUCGUUCGCCGCACACGUCGCCUGCGCAAGCUCACUGGUAACGACAAGCUUAUCUGCGAGCCCGAGCUCAUGGCCGAGCAGAUGACACCAAGGGAUAUCGCAUUGAUGUCCCUUGUCCGACCCUUCACCCUCAAUUUUACCGAACCCAUGGUCUUCUUCCUCAAUCUGUACAUCGCCCUCAUCUACGGAUUAUUGUACGUCUGGUUCGAAUCCUUCGUCAUCGUCUUCGUCGACAUUUACGGCUUCGGUUUGGGCGAGGAAGGUCUUGCGUAUCUGGGAAUUCUGAUCGGUUCCUUCAUCUCGAUCCCCCCCUUCUUCGCCUACCUCUACUUCUAUCUGGAGAAGAAAUUCGACGACAAAGGCAACCUCAAACCCGAGCUCCGCCUCCCGCCGUGCUUCGUCGGCGCCUUCUGCAUCCCGAUCUGCCUGUUCUGGUUCGGCUGGAGCUCGCGCCCCGACGUCCCCUGGAUCGUGCCCAUCAUCGGCAGUGCCCUCUUCUCCAUCGGCGCCUUCCUGCUCUUCCAGUGCAUCCUGAACUACCUCCCGGACGCGUACCCGGAGUAUGCGGCCUCCGUGCUCGCGGGCAACGACCUCUUCCGAUCCGCUUUCGGCGCGGGCUUCCCGCUCUUCGCCAACGCCAUGUACGCGGAUCUCGGUGUGGAUUGGGCGAGUAGCACGCUCGCUUUCAUCAGCAUUGCCUUUAUUCCCAUUCCGUUCGUGCUGUAUAAGGUGAGUCGUUCUUCUUCUUGCUUUCCUGCACGCACUUUGGUCUUGCUUCAUGUCGACUGACGCCUGUUCUGUAGUACGGUACUACACUGCGAGUGAAAUACUCCAAGCACGCCCGGAAGGACGAAUAA
Molecule: messenger RNA, 1916 nt
Organism: Lecanosticta acicola
Lineage: Eukaryota; Fungi; Ascomycota; Dothideomycetes; Mycosphaerellales; Mycosphaerellaceae
Source: the annotation of a GenBank genome assembly